AACCAUGUGUUUAAUCGGUUUGCAAUGCCCUGGUGUUGCAUUCUGAUCUGAAUGCCACUGCAUGAAUUCGCCGUGCAUUCAUGUCUUGAUCAUCUUUCCCGUUUCAAGCCACUUUCCACGGACGUGCUCGCGGGUCGCGGAGCCGCCAGAAGAGGGCAUUCGGAUUCUGCGUGGUUAAAGUUGCUCUGGCAUGCAGACGCACUCAUUAAUAACAGCGUCACGCGGAUUGAAACUGCGUGGAUGAGGGCGCCAAAUAUACGAGAAAAGGUGGAUAUUUGGAUAUUGGACUAUUUUCUGAGUUUUGAUGUUGACUUGUGAAGAAAGCAGCGUUACUUUGCUCUGUGCGCCAUGCGCGGUCCAGACUGAGCAUCCUCUUCUUGACGACAGCGGGCUUGUAGCUGCUUGGGGGAGGAAUCUAGGGCUCCUUUCUGUGUGGAAAAUCGCAUCACAUCACGGUAACGGUGAAGUUCUUUGACGGGCUUUGUGUUGGAUCUUUAUAUGCAUUUAGAGACUGCCAUGGUCCACUUGGAUGGGACUGCGCUUGCUGCAGCGGGCAUUUCUUUUUGGCUCCAACUUGGACACGGUGGCUCUUUUUGCGGCAAAAACAUGGACGGGGAGUUUUAAAAUUGCUGUAGAAAACACCAAUCUAUUCACCGUAAAGUGGAGCUACGUGUGCUGUGGUGCUCGGUUAAACGUGCACAUUUAAACCGGACUACACACCCAGGUCCAGGAGAGGAAAGCGGAGCAGGUGCGCUCAGCCUGGGUUUGUGGAUUAGGACAGUACCUGUUAGUGGAAAUGCCUACCAGAAUCCAUUAAAACCUGUCGUUGGACUGUACAGAUACGCGGAUAUGGGCUGUGCUCUGCAACGUCGUUGGCUAGUCGUCCAACUCCUGAUGCAGGUGUGGCUUGCAGCAAGCCCUGCUCUAACAGAGCGCCCAUGCCCAAAGAGCUGUCGCUGUGAUGGAAAAAUUGUGUACUGUGAGUCAAGUGCAUUUCGUGAUGUACCCAAGAACCUCUCAGGAGGAUGUGAAGGACUGUCGUUAAGGUACAACAGCCUCAUGAACCUUCGGGCAGGUCAGUUUGUUGGCCUUAACCACCUCAUCUGGCUUUAUUUGGACCACAAUUACAUCACAUCUGUAGAUGCGAUGGCCUUCCAGGGAGUUCGCAGACUCAAAGAACUCAUCUUGAGCUCCAACAAGAUCACAUCUCUUCAUAACACCACAUUCCAUCCUGUACCCAACCUACGUAAUCUGGACUUGUCAUACAACAAACUGGAAGCUUUACAAUCAGGGCAGUUUCAAGGCCUACGGAAGCUUCUCAGCCUCCACAUACGCUCCAAUUCACUAAAAAUCCUGCCAUUACGUCUUUUCCAAGAUUGCAGAAAUCUCGAGUUCCUGGAUCUGGGUUACAACCGUUUGCGCAGUAUUACUCGGAAUGCACUUUCAGGUUUAGUUAAACUCACAGAGCUGCAUCUGGAACACAACCAGUUCUCAAAGAUAAAUUUUUCCCAUUUUCCUCGCCUCUACAAUCUUCGGGCACUCUACCUUCAGUGGAAUCGCAUUCGCUCAAUGAGUCAAGGCCUAACCUGGAUUUGGGGAUCCAUCCAAAAGCUUGAUUUGUCUGGGAAUGAUCUGUCUGAGCUAGAUGCUGUGGUUUACCAGUAUUUGCCCAACCUGCAAACCCUCAAUUUGGACUCCAACAAGUUGACCAAUGUGUCCCAGGAGGUGGUUGAUGCCUGGAUCUCUGUAACUACAAUUAGUUUGGCGGGAAAUGUGUGGGACUGUGGCCCAGCCAUUUGUCCUCUUGUCUCUUGGCUGAGGAAAUUCAGGGGUGCAAAGGAGACUACCAUGAUUUGUGCCUCUCCAAAGAGAGCCCAAGGUGAAAAAGUGAUGGAUGCUGUUGAAGCUUUUGGUGUUUGUCAAUCAAACCCAGUGACGAUGCUCACCGCAAACAUUCCCCCAACUCCGUAUAGUGUCUCUGAGCAGCCUGGACAUCACCCAGCUAUUUUGCUAUCACCCACUGGUUCUGGAAAGAGAGCAGACGGCUCUAUAAGGAGCCCAACUUCAUCAGCUGUUACCCAAACAGUGGCACUUCCCCCAGAUCAAGACAUGGAACCCGUGUCCUUCCACAAGAUAGUUGCUGGAAGUGUUGCCCUUUUUCUCUCUGUUGCAAUGAUCCUGUUAGUAAUCUACGUGUCAUGGAAGCGCUAUCCUAGUAGUGUCAAGCAACUGCAGGAGAAUUCAUCGGCGGCCCGCAAGCGGCGCAAGAAGUCAAGGGAAACGGAACGCACCUUGAGCUCUCCCUUGCAGGAGUACUAUGUGGACUAUAAACCCAACAAUUCCGAGGCCAUGGAUGUGCUUGUCAACGGAACCGGAACCUGCACUUACACCAUCUCAGGCUCCCGAGAAUGUGAGGUUCCCCAUCAGAUGGGUGCAUUGACCUUCUACCGAUACGAGCAGCCAAUCGUAGACUACUGCCAAGCCCAUCAACCCUUGCGGUUAAACAUGGGCUACGAAGGACCCCCUCAGGGCCUUGAAGGCCUGGAGGACCUAGGGCCAUGUGAGAGGGGUACUAUACAGACAGUGGCACUACCAGCUGUGCCCACCGCUACCACCAUAGGACCCUCUGUGCCAGGGCCUCGCUCUCCCCCAGCCCUCAGACCACCCACUGAAGCUCCCAGUGGAAGUCUUCCCACUGAGCGCACUGGCACACUUAAAUUUGGACGCUAGCAAGCUGGAUAUGGGCCACCGAUAAAUCAUGACUUGAAAAUGAUGGGGCAGCUGAGCUGGUUAUUCAGUUGGGCCUUCUGUUCGUAACAUGAGAGCAUGAACAAGAGAUCAAAAUUUAGAAAUUACUGUCAGGAUUUUGCAGAUUUUGCUGUCUAAUCUCAAUGCAUCAUCACUGAUCAUUUGAUGGAUUCUUUUCCAGAGGACCUAAUAGAUCAAUAGAUAGCCUUGAAUAGGUUAAAGAGAAGCUUGUUUUUGAAUUUGGUCUUGUCGUAACAUUAUGAAUGUGCACUUGCUCUGCCUCGGCGAUGAGAGAAAAGAGCUAGACUCCAUGUGAAGGGUGGCGUGUCUGUAACUGUGAUUACUAUUGUAAUUUAUGUUCAGCAGUUUUCCUCAGAUGCAAAUUUUUAUCAUUAUUUCAUAAAGAUGAGUCGCCACUCUCAAAAUGUUUAAUUACACUCAGUUUGUCUUUGUUUCCCGUUUGACUUUUUUAAUGUGAGUUACAGUCAUUAAUUACUUUAAUGUACAUAUCAAGCCAAAGAGGGUUUUUUUUUUCUUUUUGAUGCAAAUGCACAUAAGCCGAGGGAAUUAUUUAAAGUCAAAUAACAUUUUCAAUUCUCAAACCAAAUGAGUUUUUGAACAGAUUGGCAAAGUAAUCCGACAGUUAUGAAUUGGCAUUCGUCACAUUGUUAUUGUAUACAUGCUUGUUGAAGAGGAACAACUACAGACGUAGGCAUUCUCUGUAUUUAAACAUUCAAGGGCAGGGAUUUGAGAAAGGUACGAGCUAACAUGAUUGCCACGUAUUGUACAUAUUCUUCAAAAGGUCCGCUUUUACCAACCACUCACUGCCCCAUUUGGAAUCUUAUUUAACUUACACCACAAGCAAAACAUUUAGGAUGGAACUAUCGCUGGCCAUGUUGAAGCAUCGCGUUGACACAGGAUGGACCUGCGGAUUAACCCAUGGGACUGUACUGGGAAAUGCCGCCUAUCUUCCAGCGUGGGACUUAAUUGUUCUGUGUAAACUUUUGUGAAACAUGCCAGGCAUUGCUGUUCACUGACUUACAGAGCAGGAAAGACUCAAAGCAAGCAUGUUUUGGUUUGUUUUUCUACAUGCAAGCGAUGAUACAAGCUGGAAUUAUUGGAACUCUUCCUGGUUCAGCUGAAGGAACUGUGACAGGCCAGUAUUUUCCCACAUGAACAGGUUGUAUCAUCAAGACAAAAGGGGAAGUAUUUAUCUUUUGUUUUCUGUUUUUGUCAAGAAACAAAAGAUCAAUUUUUUCGAGGUGUGCAAAGAUGAUGUCAAGACUAUAGACGUAUCAAAAGUCAAAAUCAAAUAGAACUUAUUUAUCGUGUAAAUAGAAAAUCUUUAAAGAUGGGGCGGGGGGAUAUGACUUUCUGCUAAUCCAUCUUGUGAAGAGAAGAGGAGCCUUAUUCAUUUUCCAGCUGGGAGGGGGGUCUACGCAUUAUAAAGUAAAGGUUCAUACUGUACUGCUCCUGUUUCAAUGAUAAAUAUUUUUCUAUUUGCUACCAUAACUAUUAUGUCAUCCACACUUUUAACACCACGCCAUGUCUUCAAUCCAAUCAUCAACAAAACGACAUUGUGGAAGGACGUUUGAAAGCUAUUUUUGUGACGUGUGCAUAAUUUGGCUUCACAGCUUUCAACAGCUGUGUGAAAGGUUAUGUCAUCCCAAUGCAUACCUCUUGUUGGAAUUUAUACCAAUAUUUAUUUCAUGUGCCAUUAUACUGCAUCACAGUUAAAUGUUUGCACAAACAGCAAAUCUUUACGAGGUCUUCACAAUUACAUGAAAAAAGAAGGGUUCAGCCCCCCACCCCCCUUGGUGUACAGUACAUUGCGUAAAAAAAAACAAAAAAAACAGUUGGUCAGCUUAGUACGGUUGCUUCAUAGUGCUGGUCGAGUUUCCUUUUGUAAAAGCAGCUGUACCAAUAUCUUUAUAAUAGGAGGUCUCUCAAUUACUGUCUGCCUUGCUCUAUAGCACUCCUGCUAACUCUUUGGCCCCAAUUUAUGUCUGCCUCUUGUUGACCUGGGUGUACCUGUUUAAUGAUUUCUCCCUGCAUGCUUGGGGCUCUAUAUCUUGUUAGGGAAAAAUCUAACAACUACAGGAGAUACUUCCUGUUGGUGAACUAGAGGAAAGUGUCAGCGACUUUAGGGGGACCCGUUUCUGCUGCCGCAACGCCUUUAGUAGAAGUCGCCUGCUUGUCCUUGAGAGUUUUGUUGGGUCAUGGUAAAAUGCACAUCAUUAUUUCGCCGUCAAACUAGCUGCAACAUUUGUCUUUGUUUUGAGCAAAAGGCUGCAUUGACAAGACGAAAAGAUAUUUAUAAAAACUGAUUUUUCAGUGCAUUUUGACCUUUUGUCCACACACAGUGUUUUAUGUUCUUUAAAAAUGAAGCUUUUAGAAAAACUCGGGUCAGUUUGACACAUUCACAUGUAGAUGGAAUAACAUUUCAACCUUCUCCUUUUGUGCCAUAAAAGAUGUGCAUGCAACUUUAAAGGUCCACUAUUAUGCAAAACUGACUUUUAAUGACGUUAUAACAAUGUUUCCCUCCAGCCUGUUUAAGACCACCAAACAUGAGAAAAAUCUAAAUAUCUCCCUCACUUGUUUAGUUAUUAGCCGUGGAGCUCACAUACCUCUGCUAAAUCUGCGAAGGCAGCCACAAGGCGAUGGCCCCAGAGCCUCAUUUGCCGACCCGUGGUUUAAUGUCUUCUCCCAAUCUUUAAUGUUACAUUAAAUCUGAUAUAUGGCAUGUAUUCCAUUGGACAACCAGAGUUAUAGUGUAUAAGUAAAAAGUGUGAAAGUGUGCAAUAAUACCUCUUGGAGUCACACACUGUUGGAGACAGGAUUGGUCAAAAACAGCUAAUUAGCAUUAAAGCUUCAAACAUGCAAAACAGUGAGUCCCAGUAGGGCUUAGUAAAACUGCUUUUCUAAAUUCCAGCAUCAAGGCUCCAUUCUGGGCAACACUUUUAAUACACUAUUGUGGGACCUCAGAGAGUUAUUUAAAAUGGCCGAAAAAUAAUAUGGGACCUUUAAAGUGCACGGGCCCUGAAAAAUACCCAUCCAUGUUUUCUCUUGGGCUCAAUUUCAGGUGCUAUUUUUUUUUAUUAUUAUCUGUUAUGUUGUGUGUGGACAUUGUUUUUAAUUUUAAUGUUUAUCUGAGAAUUCCAAGAUACAAAAUCCCUGUCAGGAUUUAGCCUGAGUUGGUAUCAUGAAGAAUUGGCUUAUAAGCCAAGGGAAAAGCUUGUGUUGUGUGGGAGGGUACUCACUCAUGGAAAUAUCUCCUGCUAAAUCCCAGCAGACUUUUACCAACACCAAAAUAACAAAAGAAAAUUCACAGACUGGUGUAUGCGUGUAGGUUUUUGGUGCACAGAUGAUGGUUUGUGAUUUUACGGAUGGAAGCAUAGUGCUAUUUUGAUGCUAAAGGUAGUAAUCACAAUAAAUCACAGGUACAAAAUCAGUAUAUCCAGAUAACAAUUGUCUUGCUUCAAUAUCAGAUUGCGCCUGGCAGAAAUAAAAACAACCUGAGUUUAAAUAGUCCAAACCCACCAAGUAUUGAUAAAUUCAGAUUUUGCCAUGACUGAGAGCAAUGGUGAUGAGCAAACAAGUGCUGCUUGCUAUUAUUUUGCUUCGUAGUCCAGUCUCCAUUAGGGAGUUGAGUACAAACCGCACACUUAAUGAUGCAUGUUUGAGCUGAAGUUCACGGCUCCUCCACCGUGCCAACAGGUUUUAUUUUUUUGUCUCUUUAGCCUUUUGUUUGUUUAGGAUUUUAUACACAGCCAGCACCACCGCAUCUCUUUAACUAUUCAAAUUUAGGUUCAUGUUACAACUGGGAGAACUGUUUUCUGAUGUUCCUGUUCUUUUUUCGCUUCUGGUUGGGUGAUGAAAGGGUCCGGAGGAUUGCAGUGAAAACGCUCGUAUUACCGUUCUUUACGCUCCGAGGAAGAGCUAAAGGAAAAUCUCAAAGGAGGGAAAGGGAAAGCAGCACAGAUGAGCAGGGGAACCAGGGAUACAGUAUUAUACAGUUGGGAGCACACAUAGGGUGAGUGCAAGUGCAAUUAUUCUGUCACAAUGAAAGCUUUGUUAUGUUCCUGAACAUCUCAGGAAGUCUUAUCUCAAAUGUACAGAAAAUGAUUCACAAAGAAAAAACCCUCAGAUGCAUUCAAGAAUUCUGUGCCAGUGUACAAAAACACAUGAGAAGCUAGAAGCAUUCUUAAAUUGUCUAAACGAGGGGUGUCCAAAGUGGAAUAUUGAAAAUAAAUAGCCAAAACUGUACAUGUAAUGAGAAAUUCCACAAUUUCAAAACCAAAAGAAAAACUAAAGCGUUUUGUGAAUGCCAUUAAUUCAUUCCAAUCACCCAGAAAGCACUCAGUACAUUCGGAAGUACCCAGUACGCUUGAACACCUCAUCAGCACAGGACACAUGGUGCUUAUUCGGGAAAUAAGGCGAUAGAAACAGAGUUGUUUAUUGUUCUGUAUGCUUUCUGUGAACAAAUAACCCAACUUUUUUUCAUUAAAUUAAAGCAUUCCUCUGUCGAUAUGUCCAAACUGGAGAGGAACCACUGUCCAUUCUUCACAAUGAGUGAAAAAUGAGUCACCUACAAGAACUUUGUUUGGUCACUAUUUGGCUAUACGAUAGCCAAGACCCGAGACACUACUGUACUGAUAAUAAUAUGCUUAUUAUCGCUUUGACAUUUGCAAAUAGUUUUUUUUUUUCUUCAAUUAUAUAACGACUUAGUCUGGACACCUCUGGUCUAAACUGUUCGUUACAUGCACACUCACAUGCAUAGUAAUGCAUAACCCCCCCCCACCUGAUUAAAUACUUCGGAAUUUGUCAGCCUCUAACAACAGGAACCAUAAAACACAAAUGCUAUAAAUUAGAUGCUACCAUCCAUUAAAAUUUGCCUUAAGCAAUCUGUGAUGGUUCAGUAAUUUUUAAUCCAUUACCUAAUUUGAGAUUUGAGAAAUUCAUUACAAACCAAAAGCAGAUUUGCAGUGUUUCUAACCCAUAUACUCAUAUAGUUCACUGAAGCAUUUCUCAUAAGAAUUAAGUAGGAUUCUGUAAAAAAAAAAAACUCUAAUUAUAUAGAUAACCUUAGUUUCCCUGAAUAAUAAAUCAUUUGCAGCUCACCACAGUCAGCAUGCUUCUUUCAAGACGUAACAAGCAAUCAGCACACAGUCAAACUAAGGUCAACAAUAAGACAGCAGAUAAAUCAGGAAUAAUUAAAUAUCAUAAAAAAUGGUCGCUGCCUGGGUUUAAAAGCCCCGCAACUGUAACCACUCAGAGUGCAUUCAUUAUUUUAGUCAGGUUGGUCAUUAUCAAGGCUUGUCAGUGCUGGAGUUGUAAUUUGUUUAAAAAAAAAUAUAUGCAAAGACAACCACUUUUUUUUUUUAUGCUUACCAGCUGCUGUGUGUCACCAGCAACACAACAGGCUAGCAUAUGUUACCAACAGUGGUUUCAAUGAAGAAACUGGGGCAAAAAAUAUAGAUUUUUUUCACAAUUUUAAAUAAAAAUUCAUAAAUCUUAGUUGCAAAUUUUAAUUUGGCCGAAAAUCCUAGAGAAGCGAUGAACAAUUUUCAGUCAUUCUGUUGUUAAGAUGCAAUGAUACAGUAGUUGACGAUACUAGCUAAAAUUUGUCAAAUCACUAUGAUUAGCUGAUAGCUAUAUUAGGCGUACCUUAUGUACUCAAAGCAGGAAGAGGACAGGAUAAAAUGUUUGCAGCGACAUACAGCAGCUUUUACUUUGUGUUGUUUUUUUUCACUAAAUUCUUGAGGAAAAAGUCAUCUUACACUAAAGACAGGGGGGAAAAAAACCUUAACAAAAAGAAAAGCAAAAUCCCAUCUCAUUUGCUAGGUUUCACAAUGCUCCUGUCUCUCUGUGCAGACCAUGAAUGUGAAAAAGGGUUAUGAUUGAAUAAUUGUCAUGUCAAAGGCCUAUAAGAGAGUGCAGGGCUGUGUUAAUAAUGACAUAGCGAUCUGUGUGUGUGUGUGUGUGUGUGUAUGUGUGUGUGUGCGCCCGUCCACAACCUCACCUCCUCCUCCACCUCCCUUUCGCCAACGUCACUAUUACUGAUGUUCACGCCGCUUGGUCCUCAUUGAUUGUUAUUGUCCACUGCUGUUUCACGUUAACAGAUGCUUUUUAACCUGUGACCUGUAUUGUCCCGACUCUGUUUUUCUGCCAUUGUUCAUGUCAGAGAGCAUAUAGGAUAGCAAGGCGCAAUCAUUAACCUCUGUCAGGGAAACACACUUUUUCAUUUGCCUGACAAAGCCCGUUUACGUCCCUAAUUGUACUUAAUAAGUGGAUGGAAGAAGGGGAGGUUUGGAAUUCAAUAAGCAACAUUUUAUCCCUGCAGUUCAUAUGCUGUGGCAGCAAGAGAGGAAACAGAGGGGGAGCUGACAGAAAGCAAUAUCAGAAUAAAUCUUUGUUUCCAUGCAGGCCCAAAGCACUACCCCUUUAUUUCCCAGCCCCUGACUGUAAAUGUGUUGCAAAAACAACUGGAUCCCCGCUGUCUCCUUCCCAUUCAUUUUCUGCAGAGAGCAUUGAUUUCUGUAGGGUGUAAAUAUGUGCUGCAUUGUUUUCUUUGGUAGUUGGUUUGUUGUAGUUUUUUUUUUUCUCUCUCAUUCUUUUAAUUGACCUAAAACAUUUUUGUGGAGACCUGGUCCAAGCGCAAACAUACGGCUCUUCUUUGAGUAAAUUAUUGUCAGAAAAUGUUUUGUAAAGAUUUUGAUGAUGAUUAAAAAAAAAUAAACAUCUAAAGAUGG
Molecule: messenger RNA, 9500 nt
Organism: Doryrhamphus excisus (bluestripe pipefish)
Lineage: Eukaryota; Metazoa; Chordata; Actinopteri; Syngnathiformes; Syngnathidae
Product: leucine-rich repeat transmembrane neuronal protein 4
Molecular function (GO): protein binding
Source: RefSeq, a predicted model, not a curated record